Molecule: messenger RNA, 4108 nt
Organism: Helicoverpa zea (corn earworm)
Lineage: Eukaryota; Metazoa; Arthropoda; Insecta; Lepidoptera; Noctuidae
Gene: CDC50
Product: cell cycle control protein 50A
Exons: 9
Coding region: 108-1187 (359 amino acids)
Cellular component (GO): Golgi apparatus; plasma membrane; endoplasmic reticulum
Source: RefSeq, a predicted model, not a curated record
AUUGCAAUACCUCUGAAAGUACAGCGAUUUGUGUGUGACUAUGAUGUGUUCGUAAUUCUUAUUGUUAGUUUGAGGAUUAUUUACAAAAAAGCUUGAAAUAAUACGAGAUGGCAACGUCCAGCGAAACUUCCGAUCAAAACGUUAAAUCCAGGCGUCCUGCUGAGUCUGCAUUUAAGCAGCAGCGGUUGCCUGCCUGGCAGCCGAUCCUGACUGCAGGGACAGUCCUGCCAACGUUUUUCGUGAUCGGCAUCGCGUUUAUACCAGUCGGUAUUGGACUGCUCUACUUCUCCGAUGAGGUGAAGGAACAUGUGAUAGACUACACAAACUGUUUGAAAGAUGGUGAGAACAUAACAUGCGCGGACUACAUCAAACGCACCUCCAUGGACCAGUGCAUCUGCCGCCUCUCCUUCAACUUGACUGAGGACUUCAAGAAUGAUGUGUACUUUUACUAUGGACUCAGCAACUACUAUCAAAAUCAUCGGCGAUAUGUUAAGUCUAGGGAUGACAGUCAGCUCCUGGGCCGUCUCUCACUGACGCCGUCAUCAGAUUGUGAACCAUUUGCUUAUGCUAUUGAAGACGGCAAGUCCAAGCCCGUGGCACCCUGUGGAGCUAUUGCCAACUCUUUGUUCAACGAUACUCUGACGGUGCGGUCUCAGGAAGUGAGCAAGGAUGUGCCGGUACUCCGCACUGGCAUCGCUUGGGCUUCCGAUAAAGAAAUCAAGUUCAGAAACCCAGAGGGAGACCUUCGUGUUGCGUUCGCAAAUUUCACGAAGCCGGUGAACUGGCGCCUCAACGUGUGGGAGUUGGAUCUCAAUGACACUGAAAACAACGGCUUUCAGAAUGAAGACCUGAUAGUAUGGAUGCGUACGGCCGCUCUGCCGACCUUCCGCAAGCUGUACCGACGCGUCGACCACACCAAGGAGGGCUUCAUGAACGGACUGCUGAAGGGUCCCUAUGUCCUCACUGUUGAAUACAACUAUCCGGUGACAGACUUCGACGGCACGAAAUCCUUCAUAAUUUCUACUACGUCGCUCCUAGGCGGCAAGAACCCUUUCCUAGGCGUCGCCUAUGUAGUGGUCGGCACUCUAUGUCUCUUACUAGGCAUUGUGCUACUCGUCAUACAUGUCAAGUGCUCUAAGAGUACAACGGAGAUGAUAAACGUGAACCCCCGCACUCCGUACUCCUAAGCUGUGACGUCAUGAGAGGUGAAUACACUUUUUAGUUUUUGAGAUUAUAUUUUGUUGUUAAAAACCAAAUAAACGGCACUAAUACUGUGGAAUUAAUUAUUGUUUGGCAAGAACAUCAAGUUGCUAUAAUCACCUUUUUCAUAAUACAUCUGUUUACUUUGAAAAUUUAGGGUAAUCAGAUGUAUUAUGUUAUUCACUACGUUAGUGAACCUAGGCCUGGUUGGUCGGUUAGUCGGUAAACCAUCAAAUGUUCCGCCGAUCUUAAUGAUGGUCUCCAAGAUCCUAGAGACCAAGAAUCACCAGACUUCCAAUUUUAUCGAGAAAUUGAUGCGAUGCUCGAUUUACUUCACCACCGUGGCAAAAAUUAGACGAAAACUUCCAAUAAGUACUUAAAGCCGUCAUUUAACACACUUACCGAAAAAAAUAUCGAUAUAUCGAUUUUUAUCGAUGCAACUUGCCUAACAAAAUGUUUAGUAGAAUGUGAUAGAGUUGUGUUUUAAUUUAAUUGUGAUAAAUCAUUGUUAUUAUAGCGUUGUAUAGCUCGUGUUAGCUGAAAUGACGCGCCGCAGUAGGUUCAACAUUUUCAGUGCACGGUGGACUUAAAAUGCGUCCAUUACAGCUUAGACAAGCUAUAUAUUAUGUUUAUUAAUGUUAAUUUUAUUUACAAAAAUGUUAAUCUUUUUGUAGUAACUUACUAAAUGACAUGAUGUAGAGAUGUUAUUUCAAAAUGUUUUACUAACAUUUUCAUAUCAACGUGAAACACUUUAAAGGAAACAUGACCUAUGUAUUUAAAAUUUUAAACGUUUUCCUCUGAUCAUAUGAAAUUUAUAUUGAUAUUAUUAUUUUCUUUAAUAACACAUAUAAACAUCGAUAUAUAUGUAUCAAGUUGUCGCUAUCUAUGUAAGCAUGUACUAGGGCUUAUCAUCGGACCGUAUGUGCAUAGGUCGCGAUAUAAAUUAUAUUGCUAUCGACGUCUUUCUAAUGCGAUUUCAUUGAAAUUAAACCGAUAACGAUACGUCAUCGGCUUUAUUUGCAUAUUUCUUUACAUAAAUAAACUUGGGAUUUUGUAAUACAAUUAUGGAUAUAAUGAAUACUUGAGACGAAAAUCGGAUCUCUAAAAGUAUAAUGAAAAAUAAAAUAUUCCAAAAUGUUUUAGGUAAAUGUUAAUGUAGGAAAUAUUCAUUGUAUUAAGAAUUAAUAUAAAACUGAUCUAUAUGAUAUUCAGCGAAAAUAUGAGCCAAUGGUAAUGUUUUUAUUUAUGAAUGUUGUAUCCAUUGUGCCAAUCGCUCUCCAUACUCAAAGGGCUGAUCUUCAAUCAUCAGUUAACAUAUUUUUUACACCAAAAACUUUCAUAAAAUCGAAUAUUCUUCAAAUUAAAGUUAUCUGAUCAUUGAAAAUUCAGCCCUGAGGCUAAAUUCGUGUAAUAAUCUUCUUACUGUCGUUAAAUGUGAUUUAACAAUAAAUAAUCAUUUGAGCAAUAAGGCAAGUGAAAACUUGCAAUUGGUAUAUUUUUGAAGCAGUGCAUUUUGGGAAAUUAAAAUCAUUAUUUUUUAUUGAUUAUAAUCAAUCAGAAAGAUUAAUCAAAUUUCAAUAUUAUGCACUUAAAUAUUCGCCAAAUACGAUUGAUUAUAAUUAUUUUUUGUCCAUUUACGUCAGUAAGAAUACAUAUUUGACACAGCACAGUUGCAGGUAAAACCUAUGACUUCAAUGUUAGUAGAGGAAUUCUAAAGAAUGUACUAACUUAUUAGUUUAUUGAAAAGUGCCUUUGUAUCAAAUAAUUAGAAGCUUUUGUAUCUCGUUGUCGCUACUUUAUAGUUUUAAUAUUUUCUCACUAAUAAGUAUUAUUCUAUUUAUUGUAAGGUUAACUUGCCGCUACGGAAAUGUUAUGUAUGUUUGAAUAUAAACGGCACGGAACUGCUCCGACCCAGCUAUUAACUUUUUUUAACGACGUCAAAAAUCAUCAAAUGACCCCUCCCGCCAUAGGUUAGGGAGCGGCAGGGAGUAUCAGACUCUUACUGACUAAAAACCAUCGUGUUCCGUCGUAGGCUUAUGUACCAGGGCCGCGGUAACUAUCCCGCAGCCCCGGCAGGACCCAGCUAUUAACUUGUGAUUUGAAUUUGACCCUUAAAUGGCGUCUCAGCGAGCUUGCAGCUACUGGCAGAUAGCUCCGCCGUGCCUUGCCGUUCAUGUGUACCGUCACCGUUUAGAGUUAACGUUACAAAGUUAUAAGACGCCUUAUUUGUUGAUUAUUUGACAAAACAUUAUCUGAGUAAAGUAAUAUAAUUUUCUUGAUAACAUAACAUUUGCGUAGCCGCAACAAUCAAUAAUGAAACAUUCGAAUUAUUGAUAACACUGAUACACGCCUCUUUAUAAUUAAUGGUUUUUAUCGAUUCUGACAAUCUGGGGUAAACACUGCUUGUGCACUCGGCAUUUACACAAAUAUCUUCUAAAGAACUAGAAUAACCGAUAUUGUUGUAACUUGGGCUUACCUACUAAAUUCACCGACAAGGUAAACGUCAGUUUCCCAACACUUUUGACUAUGUUCUUUUAUGUUCCUAUGAAAUUUAAUUGAAACUCGGUUGUUUUUAGAACAAACGGACGUUUAUGUUGUCGGUGAAAUUAGGCCUAGAAGUCGAUAAUGAGGGAAUGCCCCUAUGUAUCUUAUACCUAGGUACUUUGCGUGAAAAAAGAAUGUUCACGUGUUGAAAAUAUGAAAUACUUAAAGAGAUCUAAGCCAAGUGGUGUGUACCUCUUUCUUUCUAUGCUUGUAUAAUUAACAUUGCAUUUAAUUCUAUUUAAUUGUAUUCUAUUCACUUCUUUUGUAAGUAUAUUAAGUAUUAGCAGUACCUAUCUUUGUAUGAAAGCACGAAAUGUUUAUUGUGAACGUAGAGGUUUAGUUGAAUAAAUGUUUAAAAAAUCAA